Messenger RNA from Ictalurus punctatus (channel catfish), 4088 nucleotides. RefSeq names its product NIPA like domain containing 3 (gene nipal3). Bases 190 to 1368 code for a protein of 392 amino acids. The transcript has 11 exons. The record is from RefSeq and is a predicted model, not a curated record. Gene Ontology annotation, cellular component: membrane. Gene Ontology annotation, biological process: magnesium ion transport. Lineage: Eukaryota; Metazoa; Chordata; Actinopteri; Siluriformes; Ictaluridae. Gene Ontology annotation, molecular function: magnesium ion transmembrane transporter activity.
GACUGGCUACAGGUGUAACCGGAAGCGGAAGUGUUUAUCCGAGAUGGCGAGCUACGCUGACAGUGAACCGGACUGUCUGAAAUAAUGAGUUGAAAAUUAAACUUUUGAAUGAUUUGAUUCAAGAAACAACAAUAACAACAAGGGAAAAGGAUGACAGAGUGAAUUUCCCGGGAAUAUAACAUAAUAAUAAUGGCGGAUUCGAUUUCGGUUCAAACCGGAAGCGUGUACACGGCGCAGGAGCCGCUCUCCUACACUGAUAACCUCAUCGGUACAUUGCUGGCGAUCAUCGGGAAUUUACUCAUCAGCAUCUCCGUGAACAUACAGAAACAAAGCCAUCUAGUGUUGGCAGGCACUAAGGAUCCGAGGCCGUACUACUGCACAAAGACGUGGUGGUGUGGUCUUGUUCUGCUGCUGAUCGGAGAAGGAUCCCUGUUUGCAUCCUACGCCUUCGCUCCACUCUCUCUCAUAGCCCCCCUCAGCGCUGUGUCUCUUAUAGGCAACUGUAUUUUAGGGUUUCUGUAUCUGAGAGAAAAAUGGAAGCCAAAGGAGUUUCUGAAGCGCUAUAUUUUAUCAUUCCUCGGCUGCGCCUUGACCGUAGCGGGCACGUACCUGUUUGUCACGUUCGGCCCAAACUCUCACGAGCAACUGAAUGCCGAAAACAUUGUGAAGCACCUGAUUGGCUGGCCUGUCCUCCUGUACCUGCUACUGGAGAUCAUCACAUUCUGUCUGGUGCUGUAUUUUUACAAACAUCACAAUGCAAACUACCUCGUGCUUAUCCUGCUGCUAGUGGCACUGCUGGGCUCUGUGACUGUCAUCACAGUGAAGGCAGUUGCAGGGAUGGUGUUUCUCAGCAUUCAGGGCUCCCUCCAGCUCAGUUAUCCCAUUUUCUACGUCAUGUUUGUCUGCAUGGUGGCCACCAUCUUCUUUCAGGCAUCAUUCCUUUCUCAGGCAUCCCAUUUGUACGAUUCAUCCGUCAUCGCCUGUGUUAACUACAUCUUCUCCACCACGUUUGCCGUCGGUGCAGGAGCCGUAUUUUAUCUGGAAUUCAACCAAGAGGAUGCUCUGCACAUCUGCAUGUUUUUAUUAGGAUGUGCCGUGUGCUUCCUCGGCGUCUUCCUCAUCACCAAAAACAAGAAGAAAGCCAAAGCAUUUGAGCCGUACGUGACCAUGGACAUGGUGAAAGGCAUUCCAACGAUCCAUGAAAAAGGCUGGCCUGUUCAACCGGAUUAUAACAAUUCUUUCUCCUACGGCACCCUCGUGAACAACGACGGCGUGGCACCUGCAUCUCUACCAGUUGUGAAUCAGGAUACGUGUGUAUCUCCCAGCACGGGUCACUCGUACCACGCAGACGAGCUUAAAAAAGACUAGUUAUACCUCUGGCUCCAGAAACAGGAAUUAAGACCUGAAAUGGGAAAAAAAAAAAUUCUAAUAAAUAAAAGCUGCAUCAGACCUUAUUGCUCGAUUCAAGCAUUUAGUUCUGCAGACUACUGAAUGACUUGCUGGUGCAGAAAAAUGAAUCUGGAAGACUUUGGAAAUAGCUUUAAAAGCUUGAAUUUGCAGCAGAGGCAAUUCUGGAGCAACAAACUGUCAGAACGUCAACGUUUUUUUGUUGUUGUUGUUUUUUGUGAAAACUACUGUGGGCAUCAGGGUGAGCUAAAGCAAAAACGCAGAUCCGGACUUCAUUCCACCCUGCUGUUACUCUUAACCUGUGCUGGUGUUCAGCAUUUGUGUGCGUUUCCACUGUAACUUACUGCUAUAAUGAUCUUCACUGAUUUUGCAAUCAGCCAAAGAAAACUUGAUCCCUAAUUCAUAAUAACUGACUAUAAUGAAGAUUGUGGUGAGUGUAUGAUUAUCAUGUGAUUUGAGAAUCUCAUUCGCUCUCAUUUCAUAAAGGAGACCUAUAACAAUCCUAUUUAUUAUAAUAUAAACAUGCCUUAAAGCAAAACGUUGUAAUUUCCUAUAUUGCCUUUGGUGGCAUGGUGCCGGUAGCACCGGUUUGACUCUGUGCACGGGUUAUUGUCUGUAUGGGGUUUCACACGUUCUUCUCAUGUCUGUUUGAGUUUCCUCCAGGUUCUCCGGUUUCCUACAAACUCUCAAAAACAUGCCAGUUGGUCAUUUAGCAACUCUAAAUUAGCUUUAGGUAUGAAUGUGUGUGCAUGGUGAUCUGAGAUGGUCUGGCAUCCCAUCUAGACUGGUGACAUUUUUCUGGCCCAGAAAUUAGCCCUGCAUCUUCUGGUCUAUAUAUACACAGAGCUUCUUUUCCGUGAAAGGCAGUUUAACAGAGUGGGAUGGGGUCUGUUUGGCCGAAGGGGUGAAACUCAUCAAGCUUUAAAAAUUACAUAGUGCUGCUUUAAGAGGAAUAAUUCAAUGAUGCUUUAUUCUGCGUAUUUUAGUGGAUUUGUCACCACAACUCCUUAAUUCCUUAUAUAAAAGCUAUUCAUCCUAGUCUAUGCUGUUAUAGCAUCAGUUUACUCUUGUCAGAAUAAUCAUAGUCAGUCAUGCAUCUAGAAUAAUGUACCCGGUUCUAGAUCAGCAGCCUGUAGGGUUUAAAAAAAGAAGGAAAAAAAAACUCCUGCUGGAGAAUUUGCAAUAUAUUGCACAAAGUUGAUUCAGAAUGACUGACGUUUUUGGAGUGUGUUGUGAGCAGUGUGUUAUUUAUGAGUAGACCAUCCAACUAGUGUAAUGAUUCGAAGAUGAGGAGAAUCCGCACAUACGUGUAAACAAUGGCAUUUACUCACUCACACUCUCGUUUUAUGUCUAACUUCUGCAUGCGUCUUUGUUCUUUCUCCAGGGAAUGGUUCUUGGGGUCCAAAUAUAUUUCUGUAUGUCAUACUGGUGGACAAACUCAAACAUUUUGUUUUGUGAGUUAAUUAUUGUGGGUUUAAAAGAGGAUUCAAAUCAGAGUUCCUAGCAAUAAACGACAAAGUUGUGACGGUGGAUAUCCCAUCUGCCGAGCUAGUCUUAGACACUGUAAUUAUGUUGCUUACACGAAGGUCAUGUGAUAUCAGUUCUGUCUUACUUACAUGUUCGAUUAAUCGUAAAUCAUUUAAAAUGACAAACAUAACCGGCAAAAAACUGACUAAUUAGUGUUAGCUCGUUACGAAGCUUUGCUAAUGGAGUACAUUAGGUAGACAUGAAUAGCUAGCUAGGUAACAGUGCCAUAAAUUAAGGUAUUCAAUAUAGCAUGAUGACUUGUUUUACACAGUGGAAUAGCUACAUACCUAGAUAAACAGUGAUCUAGCUUGGUUGUUAGCCAAUAUUACUGAUUAAGUAUUAAGUAAAAUGAGGUGUUUAGAAAUAUCCGGAAAAUUCCCGAACAGCUGAAUUCCAGCUGUUUUUGAAAGCUACUGCAGGACUCUUCAAAUUUUUGCUUUUCGUAAUCAAAUUAACCUUAUCUCUCAUUAUUUUUAUAUUCAUUAUGAAUCCCAAAAACUUGUCUUGUUACCAAUGACAAGCAUUCACGAAUGUCUUAAUGAAGGUGUUAUGAAUGUUUUGUGCAGCUGAUUAGCACUGACCUUACACUGAAGUCUGAUCGAUUGAGGAUCUCAGAUCAGGUGUUUUUUCUGAGAUCUUUCAUUGAUCAUCGUGCUUUAAAAGCCUUAUAUUGUCUUUGGCCUUAGUGCUUUUGGUGUGAGCUUGUGGAGAGCACAGUUUACCAUUUAUACCGCUAAUAAUUUAUUUCCAUGUUGUGGUCACUUUAUUUCUGAAGGUAAAUGUGUAGCUCUCUUUUGUGAAGGGAAUUUAAUUUAUUAAGUAUUUGUAAUCAUUUGUGUAGAAAGAGUAGAAAACAGUGCACUGUCUUAAUUUGCAAUUCCAAAGAAAUCAUCAUCGUCUGGACCGAAGGGAAAAUGUAUGAAUGUGUAGAAGAUUUGUGUCAGAAUUAUGUUUUUCUGGGUAACACUAAUUCAUCAUGGUUCUCGAUUAUCUUCAGAGUUCAAAUCGAUAAAAUUAGCCAAACACUGAUUUGAUCUGUGGUGGAAGUAAUAAGAAUGCGACUGUAAUUGGUACUGUUUGAUUCCUGAUUGAUUUCGGCAGUGUGACUGUAAGUGUUCCACUUGUGGGCAUUAAAAUUUUUACGCUGCAUUCCA